Molecule: messenger RNA, 988 nt
Organism: Phragmites australis (common reed)
Lineage: Eukaryota; Viridiplantae; Streptophyta; Magnoliopsida; Poales; Poaceae
Exons: 7
Coding region: 290-709 (139 amino acids)
Cellular component (GO): cytoplasm
Molecular function (GO): protein phosphatase inhibitor activity
Source: RefSeq, a predicted model, not a curated record
UGCCAACUCUAUCAGUCAUAAAUAAGGAAAAAGAAGAGAAAACUAGACCACAAAGCUCAGAGGCUCAGAGCAUCCCACCGUCGUUCUGUUCUUCGCCGGCGCGCCGUCGAACCCCCCAUCCAGCCACCGGAGCUCGCCGGAGCACGCCAGCCAUCGCGAAGAAACUCUUCGCUCGUAAUCUUCGCCGUUGUCCUCCCCCAUACUGCUACUGGAUCGGCGUCGUGUGGAGAUCGAUCCGGACUUGGGAUUGAUUCGUUUUGUUGCUGGUCUGGACAUCUCUGAGUGCGGUAUGUCGGGGAAGCCAUCUGAUGAUAUUGCUAAUAAAGUGAGGCCUGAAGGAGAUGUUUCUGAUGAGAAAGUAGAAACUCCUGAUCCGAAUGAAGGAGAUGGUAUGCCAUCACCACAACAAGAGGAAGUAGCAAUCAAGAAAAAAUAUGGAGGAAUAGUGCCCAGAAAGCCACCACUUAUAUCCAAGGACCAUGAACGAGCUUACUUCGAUUCUGCUGAUUGGGCUCUGGGCAAGCAAGGAGGAAAUCCUCAAAAACCUAAAGGACCACUUGAAGCACUUCGACCAAAAUGGCAGCCUACUCAACAGCAAGCUCGUUCACGUCGAUUCCCCUCUUCAUCUGCUGAGAACGAAGAGGGUGUCAAUUCGCCUACAGAGGAUGCGAGCCAGAACCAGGAUAGCACCGAAGGCAAGGACAAGUAAUGAGUACAAUGAGAAGUUCCAAGUUUUGUACAUGGGACUUUGCCAUUUUCUAUGCUCAUGCCAAUCUGUUGCUUCGGUAAUAAGUACUCGGGUGCAUGUAAUGAUCCAUGCCCUCGUGUGGUCGACCUGAAUUUUGAAAUGCAUUCGAGACAUGUGGUACCUACUGCGGGCUGUUGUUCCAUGUUUGAUACAUGUAACAAUUUGAGAUGGAAUUGGACAUUUGUGGAUCACGAUGUUGUGGUACUGGACGUUUGAGCAAACAAAAAUGAAAUUUGAGAA